AUGUACUGCGACUGUAUACUCGUGAUCAUAUCGAUCAUUUUUCCACCUCUGCCAGUGAUUAUCCGUUCCGGUCUAUGUUCUUGUGAUGUGCUGAUCAACCUGCUGCUAUGCCUGCUUGGAUACUUCCCCGGUCUUAUACACUCGUGGUAUAUCAUCUCCAGGCGUGAAAGGUUUGACGAGGAAGAGGUAAUCUACCAAACUCACAAUCACAUCAACAAUCAUUACCAUUAUGUCACUGUUUCUCCACAAGCCUCACCUUCUCUGGAACCCCAGCAGGAGAGCGCCCCACAGAGAAACUACGGAAGUGUCAACCCUCCCACUUACGAGACCGUGGUGAACGAAACGCUUAAAUAA
Molecule: messenger RNA, 354 nt
Organism: Kuraishia capsulata CBS 1993
Lineage: Eukaryota; Fungi; Ascomycota; Pichiomycetes; Pichiales; Pichiaceae
Exons: 1
Coding region: 1-354 (117 amino acids)
Biological process (GO): endosome transport via multivesicular body sorting pathway
Cellular component (GO): fungal-type vacuole lumen; fungal-type vacuole membrane
Molecular function (GO): ubiquitin protein ligase binding
Source: RefSeq, a predicted model, not a curated record